UACAAGCAGGCCACUACUACCCCACACCACGAAAAGCCAAGACCUCCGAAACCUCCGCAGCAUCCCACCAAACAACCACCACAACUCAUGGAGAUCCGGCACCCACGACGCAUUCUUGCGCUCGGAGCGCCAGAAUCGGGUGUUCUCUCUCUACUAAAAGACCUCACAGGCUCCGCGCCCGAGCUCAUAACCAACACCACCGCAGGCCUCUCGCACGAAUGGCACCUCGAAACCAAAUACUACACGGCCAAGCUCCCCAUAUGGAUCGAUGAGAUCCCAAACGUAGGCGAAUGGCGCACCGAGUUCAUCAAGCCCGAAGCCCGCGAAGUCAUCACCGUCCUGGGAGCCUGGGUAUUCUGUUUCCGCAAACCCGUCACGACGGCCGACGAAGACACCAUCAGGGACACGCUGAAAGCCAUUGCCGAUGUGAUUGAGAAGGCGUGCGGUUACGGCGGAGAUCAGAUCUGUCUGGCGGUUGGUAUGCCGCAGAGCACGACGCCGUAUCUGGAGAAGAGCGCCGAGGAGUGGGAUGAAUUUUGCAUGGAGUAUGGGUUUGAGUAUGUGGAUAGCGAGGCGAAAGGGAAGAAUGAGUUUGGUGAGGAAAUGGGGGUGAAGAGGGUGGAGGAUGCGCUGAAAGCGCAUGAGUGGGAGGGUGGUGAUGGAGGGGAUGGGCUUGAUUUCGACGACGACGAGUUUGGGGAGGGGCUUGAUGCCGAGGAGAGGGAGAUGGGGUCGGAAAUGUUUGGCUUGAAGAUGGCUGUGAAUGGAGUUGAGGAGGAAGAUGGCCCUGGUGGGGAUGAUGAUGAGGCUGAGGCUGAUCAGGUUGAGCAGUUGGAGUCGCUUAUGCGGCGUAUGGUUGCUAUCAAAGAAACGAGCGAGGGCAUGUCAGAAGCAGAGCGAAAACGCUUCGCUGCAAAAGCCGUCUCAGACUUAAUGAAGGACCUUUAA
Molecule: messenger RNA, 948 nt
Organism: Periconia digitata
Lineage: Eukaryota; Fungi; Ascomycota; Dothideomycetes; Pleosporales; Periconiaceae
Source: the annotation of a GenBank genome assembly